AUGCCAGCUUCAAGAAGAAAUUGUUGUAUUCUUGGAUGUAAUAAUACAUCACGUCGAGAACGUGGAUUCGGUGUGGAAGUGAAAUUUUAUAAAUUUCCAGAGAGCAUGUUAGGAGCCUCACGGAAAAUAUUAAAACGUAAACAGUGGAUGAAUGCAGUGAAAAAUUACGUAGAAAAUCCAAAAGACUGGGUACCAAAUAAAUAUAUGAGGAUUUGUAGUACCCAUUUUGUAAAUAAUGAAAAAUCAGAGCAUCCUUUACAUCCAUCUUAUGUUCCUUCGAUUUUUCCUGGACGUGAAAAUAUAAAAAGAAAUAUUCAAUCCUUAGAACGUUUCCAACGAGCCAGGAAUCGUGAAACAAACACAAUCCACAUCGAUAAAUAUAUUGUGAGUGAAAAAGAAAGAAACAACAUAAACAUUGACAAUACGAUGGACACAGUAAUGGAGCAAGGUAAUGAAGAACAUGCAAGUCGUGUUGAAGAACAUCCGAUUGAUAUUCAUGUUGAAACUGUUACGGUGAAGCCUGUGCAACGGAGCAUAAGUUGUCAAACAGAGAUAGUAAAUAUUCCAAUAAAAAAAACACAAAAUAAAAUUUGUGAAGCUAAAAUACCAAUUAUAAAAAAUGUUAAAGAUUCGAGUUGUGAUCCAAUAAAUAUAGACCUUAGUAAAUCUUGUCAAGGUUUUCAUGGACUCUCUUCAAUUACUACUGACGAAGCAAUGAGCAGUUUAACAGGUGUGACGUUAGCAAUUUUUUCAUGGCUUUUAACUAUGUUACCAGACUGUAAAGCCUCUAAAGUAGACAAAAAAACAAGUUUCCUGAUAACAUUAGUCAAAUUGAAGACGGGUUUAUCAUUUACUGCAUUGGCAAAAUUGUCACAUCAUAAACAUUUGAUACACUUGUCUGUGGCACAACUUUACCGGUUAUGA
Molecule: messenger RNA, 924 nt
Organism: Cotesia congregata
Lineage: Eukaryota; Metazoa; Arthropoda; Insecta; Hymenoptera; Braconidae
Source: the annotation of a GenBank genome assembly